Cryptomeria japonica (Japanese cedar) is the source of this 1290-nucleotide messenger RNA. Its product is annotated as probable LRR receptor-like serine/threonine-protein kinase At3g47570. The record is from RefSeq and is a predicted model, not a curated record. Lineage: Eukaryota; Viridiplantae; Streptophyta; Pinopsida; Cupressales; Cupressaceae. The transcript has 2 exons. Bases 1 to 1290 code for a protein of 429 amino acids. Gene Ontology annotation, molecular function: protein binding.
AUGCUGGACCACAAUCAAUUACAAGGAACCAUUCUGCCCACUCUCUCCGCUUGCCGCAGUUUGUAUUACCUGGCACUCUCCUACAACCAACUGCAUGGCAGCGUUCCGCCUGAGUUCAGCCUUCUCACAAGUUUGAAGUACCUCCACUUAGGUGUUAACAGUGUCACAAGUACCAUUCCGCCCUCUUUCGGAAACUUGUCCGCCUUUGUUCAAUUAGAUUUGAGCGAAAAUGAAUUAUCAGGCACCAUUCCCAACUCUUUAGCAAAUUUCUCAAAAUUGAAAGUGUUAGAUUUAUCUGAAAAUCAAAUAAGUGGAAAUAUUCCUUGGGAAAUUGGUACCAAGCUCUCCAAUUUAGUAAUCCUUAGUUUAUGGGGAAAUCAGCUUAGAGGAAACAUACCAAACUCCUUGGGAAAUUGUUCCCUUCUCCAAGAACUUUUUUUACCUAUUAACAGACUGAGUGGAACGGUUCCAAUGGAGCUAGCUAAGUUGAACCUUCUAACGAAGCUUUAUCUGCACACCAAUCAACUUGUUAGCGACAGCAGUAAUACAUUGGCCUUUCUCACUGCUCUCACAAAUUGCUCCCACUUGCAAGAAAUAGAUAUGGCAAACAAUACUCUCAUUGGUGUAUUGCCCCUAUCCAUAGGCCAACUGUCUUCCAAUCUCUACGAGUUGAAUUUACCAGACAACAUGAUAAGUGGAAGCAUACCACAACAGAUUGUCAAUCUGACAAACUUAACGUACUUAAAUUUAGGCACUAAUCUUUUCAGCGGCAAUAUUCCUUCUCGAAUUAACAGAUUCCAUGUGUUGGAAGAAUUGUAUUUGUAUAGGAACAAUUUAGAAGGAGCCAUUCCAAAGUAUGGAUUCAGUGGGAAUGUUUCUAUUCAGGGAGAUGUUUACAGUUAUGGAAUUCUGAUAUUCGAGAUGGUAAUAAGGAUGAGUCCAAGUGAUGACAUGUUUGUGGGAGACAUGACCUUGCAAAAGUGGGUGAGAUCAGCUUUUCCAAACAGACUGGCAGAGAUUGUGGAUGGCCGACUAUGGAGAGGUAUGAAUGAAAACAUAGAAGACAACAAAUGUCUUAUUUCAUUCAUUCACAUUGGUUUGCAUUGUAGUAGCGAAUCACCAAGAGAAAGACAUUCCAUAAGAGAUGUAGGCAAUGCCUUGGAGAGCUUGAAGGUAUCUUUGAUGGGAAGUGCAACUGCUUCCAAUUUAAUAGCCACCAUAUCAGAACUCUUUGAGAAUAACAAUCCCACAGGAACAAUGGCAUCUGACAGUCAAAGUUCCUCAUUUUAG